GUGAAGAUGACACUCCAUGUGCACCACCACCACUGCCUGAUCUCGAUCAAAUCGAAAAGAAAUUUAAAAUUGCUAUUUCAGAUUCUUUAAAUAAAUAUUGGCAUGAUUUUCGUGACGUCGGAUUAGUAGCUACCCUUUUAGACCCCCGAACAAAAAAAAUGUCAGCAUUUACAAAUAGAGAACGAGAAAAGGCCAGAGAAAAAUUAAGGAAUGAAUUUGAGAAUUUACAACGCCUUAAUGUUAUUGAUAAUUAUCAACCGGAACAACAAACAUCAACAUCAAUAGGUAUUGAAAUUAUGCAAAAUCCAUUUUUUGAAGGUAUUUUUGGAGCACAAGACCAAGAUACGCCUCUAGAUGAA
Molecule: messenger RNA, 359 nt
Organism: Racocetra persica
Lineage: Eukaryota; Fungi; Glomeromycota; Glomeromycetes; Diversisporales; Gigasporaceae
Source: the annotation of a GenBank genome assembly